Messenger RNA from Sorghum bicolor (sorghum), 1242 nucleotides. RefSeq names its product putative F-box/kelch-repeat protein At1g13200. Bases 1 to 1242 code for a protein of 413 amino acids. The transcript has 2 exons. NCBI's taxonomy places the organism in Eukaryota, Viridiplantae, Streptophyta, Magnoliopsida, Poales, Poaceae. The record is from RefSeq and is a predicted model, not a curated record. Gene Ontology annotation, molecular function: protein binding.
AUGGCAGUGAAGAAACUGCGCAAACGUGAUGGCAACCGCCGCGGCCGCGGCCGCCGCGUCCAGUCGUCACUACCGGAGGACAUCAUCUUGGAGGUGCUAGUCAGGCUGCCGGUGAAGGCCCUGUGCCGGUUCCGGUGCGUGUCCAAGUCCUGGCGUGCCCUCAUCUCCGACCCGGCCUUCGCCGCCGCGCAGAGAUCCCGCACCGGCCCGCUCGUCGUCGGCGUGUUCCGAUCCAGGCCAGAGUGGCACGAGCUGCGGCUGCUGGACAGGGACGGCUGCGUCCUCAGGGUGUUCGACGUCAGGGGCACGGCAUUGCUUGCGCCGACGCGCCUCGACCUCAUCUUCGUCAACAAGAGGAUGCCGCAGCUCGGUGCCAUGAUCAUCGAUCCGGCGUCCGGGCGCGGCUUCACCAUUGUUGGCACCAACGAUCCUCCCUCUCUGCACCCUGCAUGGUGCGACGUCCAAUGGCCGGCCUCCUUCAGUGACUACAGCUUUGGCCGGGCCGUGCCAUCCGGCGACUACAAGGUUCUCCGCCUCAACUUAACUUCGUCGAGCUGGUAUGGAGAUACCCUGUCGUGCAAGGUGGCCACGUUCACGGACGGCGGUGAAGAACCGACAUGGAGGCCGAGGCAAUCGAGCCCAUUCCGCACAAGCUUUUCCUGCAAACACAAGGCAACUGUCAAUGGCGUCCUCUACUUGAAGGCUCACGACACUUACGCAACAUCUUAUCAUAGGAAUCGCAUAGCUGCAUUUGACCUUGAGAGUGAAGAGUGGAAGGCGGAGAUGAUCAAAGGAUCAUUGGGGCUCAAGGAGAAAAAAAGGCACAUUGUUUACCUAACCGAGCUCAAGGGAACCUUGUGUAUGGUUCACAACGUCUGCAAUCUCCCAUGUUUGGGUGGCCACUUUGCCAACUUAUGGUUCUUGAUGGAUCCUAACAGGAGUAUUUGGGACAAGGUGCAUACGAUACAGAUGCCUGAAAACAUGUUAUUUACUAAGCCAUUGGAUGUCAUGGGUGAUGGCACAAUAUUAUUGUUGUUGAACGCGUUCUCGAAAAGGAACUCGGAGAGGUACCAUGCAUCGAAUAUCUCCGACGACGACGCCGUUUGCGUAUCGCUGCCGGAGGACGUCGUCUUCGCCGUGCUAGUCAGGCUGCCGCUGAAAGCCCUGUGCCGGUUCCGAUGCGUGUCCAAGGCGUGGCGCGCCCUCAUCUCUGACCCGGGCUUCGUCGCCGCGCAGAGAUAG